AUGCUGCUCCAACUGCAUGGGAAGCCAUUUGAUAUUAAUCUUAUACAGAUCUACGCUCCUACCUCCGAAAAAAGAUACGAUAACGAUGUGGAAGUCUUGUAUGACACUAUCAGGGACACACUUCAGGGCCUACAAAGUGACAACGUCAACCUAGUCAUGGGGGACUUUAAUGCCAAAAUAGGGCAGGGAAGAAGAACCGAUAUCGUUGGUGAUCACGGCUUAGGGGAGAGUAACGAGAGAGGCGAUAGGCUUUUCGAAUUCUGUCAGGAGACAGAAAUGGUAGUGACCAAUACAUGGUACAAAUUACCAAAACGUCGCCUUUACACCUGGAAAUCGCCUCUCGAUGGAGGGAGUAAUCCGGAGCCUGUGAGGAACCAGAUUGAUUAUGUCCUGAUAAAUAAACGCUUCAGAAACAUGGUAAGGAGUAUCAAGGCGUACCCCGGAGCAGAUAUUGGAUCGGACCAUAACCCGUUGGUCACGGACCUGACGCUAAGGCUGAAGUGUGUCAGGAGUGGUACUGCCAGCAAAAGGAUCGAUGUCUCGAAACUGCGAAACAUUGAAACGAGAGAAAGUGCUACAUUUGACCUCAAUAGAAAACUAAGCCGAAUAAAGGAAGUAAACCCCACUGACGUAAAUACGCAGUGGGGUGAAGUAAAGCGGGCUCUCCUUGAGACUAGCGAACAACAUCUGAAACCAUCAAGACAUACAAAGAAGAAAUCGUGGAUAACGGAUGGAAUCAUGGACCUAAUGGAGAGGCGGCGGCUGCUAAAAAAUAGACAGGAGGAAUACAGGAGGGUUCAAACCCUGAUCAAAAAGGAAAUCAGAAUAGCAAAGCAAAACUGGAUGAAAGAGAAGUGCGAAGAACUAGAGUGGCUUAUAUCGAGGCAUGACUCGUUUAAUAUUCACAGAAAGAACAAGGUCAUCUUAGAGGAGCGCGAGAUUAAACGUACUUGGCAAGAGUAUGUGGCCGGGCUUUUUGAGGACGCCAGAUCGGACAUCCAAGCUGGAGCGGAGGAGCCGGAGGGCCCUGUCAUACUCAAAUCGGAGCUGCUGCAUGCCAUCACAUCCGCCAGGAGUGGGAAAGCCGCGGGUCCAGAUGAGAUUCCAAUGGAAUUAAUAAAAUUGAUAGACGAGGACAACAUAGCGACGAUACUAGGACUGUUCAAUAGGAUAUACAAUACCGGGGUAAUACCAGAAGAAUGGCUGAUAUCAACGUUUGUUACCAUUCCAAAGAAGCAGAGGCCAAAAAGGUGCGCAGAUUUCCGUCUGAUCAGCCUCAUGAGCCAUAUGUUGAAAACAUUCCUCCACAAGAUCUUCAAGGAAACUAUAGGUGACACAAAGCUCGGAAUCAAGGUAAAUGGAAUAUAUAUCAACACCAUAAAAUACGCAGACGACACGGUCAUUAUCGCCGAUAGCAUAGGGAAUCUUCAACUGCUUCUAAAUAGGAUCUCAGAAGCUGGACAAAGAAUGGGAUUAAAUAUCAACACAAACAAGACGAAGUUGAUGGUCUUCAGCUGCGAUAGCCAUGAGAACGUUCUACUGCACCUUGAUGAUGUAAGGAUAGAGCGUGUCGCGUCGAUCAUGUACUUGGGAUGCCUGAUUACAGAGGACCUGGACUCGACCGGGAGGUUAGGCAUAGGAUAG
This is a messenger RNA of Nylanderia fulva, 1644 nucleotides long. Lineage: Eukaryota; Metazoa; Arthropoda; Insecta; Hymenoptera; Formicidae. The record is from RefSeq and is a predicted model, not a curated record.